CUCCAGCAGCGCGUCGCGGAUGGCCUUGCGUUUGCUGAGAAGGCUGCCGAGCUCGUGUCCUCCUUGUCCGUCUUCUCGGCGAACGAGGAGCUCGAGGACAUCAACACCGGCGACCUAAAGUAUCUGCUCCUGCCGUUCCUUCGAGCCGAGCUCAUCCUCCGCAUUCAGCCCGAGGAGGCUGCGGGCUGCCACGACGUGCGUCUGAAGCACCUGCGGCACGCAGCGGCCCUGCUCGAGGCAUUCCUGCGCGAUCUCGAGGCGCGGCGUGCGCUGCGCGCCGAGGCGCGGGCGGGGUGGGAGGAGGCGUGCGCGGACAAGCCACUCGAUGCCGCCGCCUCGCGCACCCUCAAGGUCUCGCGUCUGCGCGCCGCAAGCCGCGCCAAGAAGGCGCUCGAGGCGCUCGAGGCGCGCGCGCGCGGUGCGGCAGCAGCCGCGAGUGCGGACCGCGACGACGGCGACGAGGAGGCGGGGCGUGAGGCUGCGCUCGUCUCGCUCGAGGCGUGUGCAACGGCAGGUGUGAACAGCCGUCUCUUCACACCUCUUGCUGUGAACAGGCUGCGCUCGUCUCGCUCGAGGCGUGCUCCCACGCGGCGCUCGAC
Molecule: messenger RNA, 599 nt
Organism: Emiliania huxleyi CCMP1516
Lineage: Eukaryota; Haptophyta; Isochrysidales; Noelaerhabdaceae
Exons: 3
Biological process (GO): regulation of signal transduction; regulation of dephosphorylation
Cellular component (GO): cytosol
Molecular function (GO): protein phosphatase 2A binding
Source: RefSeq, a predicted model, not a curated record